CCAGUGUAACUGCUCAUUACUAGAAGGAAGUGGGACUUGCAUUGUGUUUUUUUCAUAUAGACAAAGCAGUCCAUGGCUAAGUGCUGGUAUUUUUGGUGGUCCUUUUUGAAAAUGGAAACUCUUUAUCAUUAACAACUGGAAAGUAGUCUCAAUGGCAAUUGGAUUGCAGUCGAGGGGUAAGACCUAUUGUCUCCCUUCUCUGAGCUGAAGUUGGGCUGUCAUGGAUUUAUGUCAAACUUGAUUUUCAGAACCUGCAAAGAAAUAUCUUUCUUCAAUUCUUCUGAACUAGCCUUAGAGCAUGAAAUGUAUCCAUCCUAUCCCAGAAUAAAUCAACAUUUAAAUACCAGUUAUUUUGUGUGACUGGCAAAUGCUUUUCUGACCAUCCUGCAGACCUAAAAGAGAUUAUGGACUUGUAAUAAUGUUACUACUUUGUUUUGCUACCGUUACUGUGUAGCAAAACAGCACGGUACUGUUCAAACUCCCUUUAGUGCUGCUAAAUGAAUGAUGACCAUGUAAUGAAGAGGGAUUGCUCAACAAGGUGCCUGCUUGCCCUUGAAGGGAUAUGAGCGAUCCAAGUCCUAAACGGUCAGACCUAACCCAUUCAGCUGGAGUUUCAGGAGGAUUCAUGGACUCCUCAAUAAAUAUGCAGGCGGAUGAGUUGUUUGGUAGAAAGUUUAAAGCUUUGAACGGUAACAUGGGACCUCCGUCUUCAACUAUACAGGGGAAAUCCGAAGCGCCAGCUAUGCCUAAAAUGGGGGUACGAGCAAGGAUCUCAGAGUGGCCUCCUAGGAAGGAUGGUUUGGAAGGCAGACCUCCACCAAACUAUGAAAGUUUAGUGUUAGGGUUCCAGAACGGACAGAUUGACCAAGGCAUGGACUCAAUUAGUGAAAGAAGCCAGGAGGUAUCUGUGGAUCUAGAGUUUGCAGAGACAAAAUGUGCUUUAGGGGACAUUUUCAACAGAUCUCCUCUUAAGGGGCUCCAUCCUAUCCGGCAAAGAAGUAACAGUGAUGUCACCAUUAGUGAUAUAGAUGCAGAAGAUAUCCUCGACCAGAAUGCUGUGAACCCGAACACAGGGGCCUCUCUCCGCCGGGAAUAUGGAAGCACAUCUUCAAUCGACAGACAGGGCUUGUCUGGCGAGAGCUUUUUCACGAUGCUGAGGGGAUAUCGGGUUGAUAGUCUUGAACAUCGAACCAUGCCGCCGUUGGAAUUUCCUGAACUUCUACACUACAGCUCCUCUUUCUCCCCUAGCCUUCAAACUGCAGCACAGAUUUCCAGAGGUGAAUUUGUGAGGAUCGCUGGAUAUGAUUACGUGGAUAGUUCGCUGCUGUAUAGCAGAGAAAGAGAUAAAUUCUUCAAGCGGAGGUUGAAAUCCGAAACCGUGGAGACCUCUCUGUUCCGGAAGCUGCGGACAAUAAAAAGCGAGCAUGACGGUUUAAGGUUCUCUACUGAACACGAUGACUGCAGACUGGAGAGGCUUGGACGGCCUCUGAGCUUUCAGAAAUGUUUUGCACACUACGACGUACAGAGUAUUUUGUUCAACAUUAGUGAAGCUAUGGCUAAUCGAGCUAACCUUGGGAAAAGAAAAAACACCACUACUGGAGCUUCUGCAGCAUCACAGUAUCAAGGUGCAGGGGGUGCUCCAGGGCUCUGUGAGUCCCCAUUGGGAAGCAGAGAAGACCUAAACUCAAAAGAGAACUUGAAUGCAGACGAAGGGGACGGUAAAAGCAACGUCUUGGUUCUUAGCUGCCCCUACUUUCGCAAUGAGAUUGGAGGUGAAGGAGAAAGGAGGAUUUCAUUAUCCAGGGCUAAUUCGGCUACCCAUGCUGGCGAGAACUGCUCCUUUGAGUCCUCCCUUAGCUCGCACUGUACCAAUGCUGGUGUGUCUGUGCUCGAGGUGCCAAGGGAGAACCAGCCUAUUCACCGGGAAAAAGUCAAACGUUACAUUAUAGAACACAUUGAUCUUGGCGCGUACUACUACCACAAAUACUUCUACGGCAGAGAACAUCAAAACUACUUUGGAGUAGAUGAAAACCUGGGGCCUGUGGCCGUGAGCAUUCGAAGGGAGAAGCUGGAGGAUGGGAAAGAAAAGGAUGGAGUGCAAUAUAACUAUCGGAUCACCUUCAGGACUAGUGAGCUCACCACUCUGAGAGGAGCAAUACUGGAAGAUGCUGUGCCCUCCACAGCCAGACAUGGCACAGCAAGAGGGCUGCCUCUCAAAGAGGUGCUAGAGUAUGCAAUACCAGAGCUAAACAUCCAGUGCCUAAGGCUGGCUUUAAACUCACCCAAAGUCCCAGAACAGCUGCUUAAAUUGGAUGAACAAGGGCUGAGUUUUCAGCACAAAGUCGGGAUCCUUUACUGCAAGGCUGGGCAGAGCACAGAGGAGGAGAUGUACAACAACGAGACUGCUGGGCCUGGUUUCGACGAGUUCCUGGAUUUGCUGGGCCAGAGAGUGCGGCUGAAGGGGUUCAGCAAGUACAGAGCCCAGCUGGACAACAAAACUGAUUCAACUGGAACUCACUCACUGUACACCACCUAUAAAGAUUAUGAAUUGAUGUUCCAUGUGUCCACUUUACUUCCAUAUACUACCAAUAACACACAACAGCUGUUAAGGAAAAGGCACAUAGGAAAUGACAUUGUCACCAUCGUUUUUCAAGAGCCCGGGGCCCUUCCCUUUACCCCAAAAAACAUCCGCUCCCACUUUCAACAUGUGUUUGUCAUAGUCAAAGUACACAACCCCUGCACUGAAAAUGUUUGCUACAGUGUGGCUGUUUCAAGGUCUAAAGAUGUGCCUCCAUUUGGGCCCCCUAUUCCUAAAGGAGUGACUUUCCCCAAAUCUGCAGUUUUUAGGGACUUUCUCUUAGCCAAAGUGAUCAACGCAGAAAACGCAGCACACAAAUCUGAGAAAUUUCGUGCCAUGGCUACAAGGACGAGACAGGAAUACUUGAAAGACUUGGCAGGAAACUUUGUCACAACGGCAACUGUUGAUAGCACAGUGAAAUUUAGUUUCAUUACACUGGGAGCAAAGAAAAAGGAAAGAACUAAACCACGAAAGGAUGCCCACCUGUACAGCAUCGGAGCCAUUACAUGGAAUGUUAUCGCUCGAGACUUUGGGCAAUCCGCUGACAUUGAAUGUCUGCUUGGAAUUUCAAAUGAGUUCAUAAUGUUGAUAGAAAAGGAAUCAAAAAAGGUGGUAUUCAACUGCUCCUGCAGGGAUGUUAUUGGCUGGACAUAUGGAGUUAUGAGUAUAAAAAUAUUUUAUGAAAGAGGGGAAUGCGUCUUGCUCUCUGCCUUGGAUAACUGCGGUGAAGACAUCAGAGAAAUUGUUCUGCGGCUAGAGAUUGUAACCAGAGGCUGCGAGACAUCAGAAAUUACCCUCCGGAGGAACUCACUAGGCCAGCUCGGGUUCCAUGUGAACUUUGAGGGAAUCGUGGCAGAUGUUGAGCCCUUUGGAUUUGCAUGGAAGGCUGGCCUCAGGCAAGGGAGUCGUCUCGUGGAAAUCUGCAAAGUGGCAGUGGCCACUUUGACCCACGAGCAGAUGAUUGACCUCUUGCGGACAUCGGUGACUGUAAAGGUGAUGAUUAUUCAACCACAUGAGGAUGGCUCGCCCAGGAGAGGCUGCUCAGAGCUGUACCGAAUUCCAAUGGUGGAGUACAAACUUGACAGUGAAGGCACCCCUUGUGAGUACAAAACCCCUUUCAGAAGGAACACAACCUGGCAUCGCUUCCCCACUCCUGGUGGUCAGCCCAUUACGCGGGCCUCCCCCAUCCAAGGACCUGCCGACCGACUGCAGGGCCAGCAGUUUCUUCAGCAGGCUCAAGCAGCCAUUCCCCGCAGCACCUCCUUUGACAGAAAGCUGCCAGAUGGCGCGAGGCCAAUUCAAGAUGUUGAAAACCCCCAGAUACCGCCAUGCAACAAAAGUGAUGCCAGUCAGCACUACAGAAGCUCUCCAAGCAACCAGUCAUCAUCCAGUGACCCUGGGCCUAGUGGAAACAGCAAUUGGACACAGCAGGCAGGACAUGAAGGGUGUCAGUCCCCUGUUCUGCAUGAUCGUCCAGGCGAUCCAUCUGGCGCGCUGACUGAUGGCGAUAGACCACGAGAGAGGGAGGGAACUUUAGAAAGGACCAGGUCUACUGAUGGAAAGUGGCACAUACCAUCCACUAAGAUAUUGAAUUCGUUGAAAGAUAGAGGCCUUCAAGAGGGAACCAGUGGGAAAGACUCGCCAAACAAACUUUCACAUCACAAUGGAGAUAAAAAUUCCAGUCAUUCCAGCAGCAACACCUUAUCAAGCAGUGCAUCGAGCAACAGUGAUGACAAGCACUUUGACUCAGGGGACCUCAUGGAUCCUGAGAUGCUGGGAUUAAUUUACAUUAAAGGGGCCUCAACUGACAGCGGGAUUGACACCGCCCCAUGCAUGCCACCCAGUGGUGUGGCAGCAGUGCAUUUGGCAGGCAGCCGGGCAGCCCUACACAGCCGGGCUGAGCAGAUGAUACAGUGGGCAGGUCAUCAAGAAGAUGCAGGGCCAGAGGAAGAGCAAGCCAAACUGUUCAGCAUCCAGAGAUAUGCCUCUGCUAUAGCAGCCAGCCACGUUACAGAAGGAAGUAUCGGAGACCUCAGUGAAACCUCAUCCCACUCCAGCGGUUCGCACCACUCAGGAAGUCCUUCCGCACGCAGUUCGAAGAAUAGUGGUUCCUUGGACACCUCCAAGGUCGUCCUAGUGUCUCAGAACAGCAGUCAGCAGGUCUCUGGGUCAGAAGCAAGGGCGUAUGUUCGACAAGGCGCUGUCAGCAAGUACCUGAUAGGGUGGAAAAAAACUGAGGGCAGCCCACCAUCUGAAGAGUCUGACAUUACAGAAUGUGGGAGGAGACUAUAUGGUGAUGCAGCGGAAAUUCCAAUGUCUUGUCAGCUCCAGACUUCCAGAAGAGAGUGUAUGCACCAGCCAAGCUUUUCCAAGGAGGAUUUUCUGAAGCUGAUGCUACCAGACAGCCCCCCUGUGGAAGAGAGCAGGAGGAAGAUUUCUGCUUCUGGCAGUCUGUCCCCAAGGAGGUCUCUGUAUCGCACUCUGUCUGAUGAGAGUUUAUGCAGUAACAGAAAAGGAUCCUCGUAUGCCAGUUCUCGAAGUUCAAUGCUUGACCAAGUUUUGCCAAAUGAUAUUCUGUUCAGCACUACGCCACCAUACCACAGCACUCUACCGCCCAGCAUGACACGAAACUCUGGUGCAUCAAACCUAAGAAAUGAAUUCUGGUUUUCCGAUGGGUCCUUUGCUGAGAAGUCCAAGUUUACUGACCCUGGCCUGAUGCCCCUACCAGACACAGCCUCUGACUUGGACUGGUCUCAUCUCGUAGAUGCUGCACGAGCAUUUGAAGACCAGAGAGUUGCAUCCUUUUGCACCAUGAAUGACAUGCAGCAGGCACAGGCUUUGCAGAUCUCUGAGGCAUUGUCCAGACAAAUUGCAGAAGCAGAGGGGAAGAACAUUGAUGAAACUGGGGAGAAUUCUCCAGCUACUCUUACUGGGAAGGUAAACCAACUAGAAGUGAUUCUCCGACAGCUGCAAUAUGACUUGCGAAAGGAAAAGCAAGACAAGGCUAUCCUAAAGGUUGAAGUGCAGCACUUGAGGCAAGACAACAUGCGACUUCAGGAGGAGUCUCAGACUGCUGCCGCUCAGCUGAGGAAAUUCACAGAGUGGUUUUUCCACACCAUCGACAAGAAACCUUAAAUUACACUAAAAGCCCUAACUGGUUCAUUCAGUAGAGGAAUGUAAACAUAGGGUUUAAAUACAAUUAGUUAAUAGUUGUAGUAGCUAUAGUCUGUGUCUGACCAUGUUCAGCUGACAAUACCAGCAGUGAUGGGGUAGUUGAAGAGAACUAAUUCAUAUUAUUUAUCAAGUGGAGCUAUAUGGGAAUGUGCUUUAGUUUGUGCUCACUACAAAAAAAUGAAUGUAUCUCAUGGUGUAAUUUCAGACAAAUCUAAAAACAAGAAAGGCUUCUAUUCUUAAUUUGUUAUAAACCAUAAGGUAACGUAAUCCACCAUUUAAAUGUUUAAUCAGUCAAGAUAUUAACCAACCCUAUUGGCUGUUCAGUAUUGUAAAAUAUAAGAGCCAGGCAGUAACUUUGAUGUUAAAGGUGCUCUAUUUUUUGUAAGUAGUUUUUAUUUCCACUGUCAGUGUCAUAGCAAUAAGAAGGUAUAGUCAAUAGUCACAAAACUGUGUUUAAAAGUUGGCACUAAUGUGAUAAAAUAUUUGUUUAAAUGCCGUUGUAUUAGAAAGUAUUUAUUUGCAGGAACAAAUGGUGCCUGAUAUGAACAGUGUUUGGAUUGGUUUUCUUUUUUUAAACACAUGCCUUGUUAACUGCUCACUAAUUUACUCACCACCAAUUAAUUUUCUUUUUGCAUAGUUUACUUGCAGCUAUAACAGUUCUAAUACCUUGUACUAGAACUAGGGUGUGAGCCAACAAACCACUUUUACAAUGCCAAAUGUGUUCAUCUUUGUACAGAAACUCUGAGGAAGUGUCUUGUAUUUAACACCAUUAUUUAAGCUUAUUUAACCUUAAAAUGUUUAUUUUGUUAAGAUUUUUUUUGUUUAUCUGCACUAUGAAGAGGACAGCUUCCUGUAAGCUGGCAUUUCUGUAGCUUGUCAGGGCUAUACUGAUCAUUUCUAGAAACUCCAACAUUUGGAUGCUGCUAGUACACAGUUCAUUGGUUUGAAUGCUUUUACGUCUUUAUUUGUAAACCGUUUCAUAGAAGAUGGGACAUACAUUUGCUUUUUUAAAUAAAUGUAGGACAUAAAAACA
This is a messenger RNA of Acipenser ruthenus (sterlet), 6785 nucleotides long. Its product is annotated as signal-induced proliferation-associated 1-like protein 2. The coding region runs from base 563 to 5713 and encodes 1716 amino acids. The record is from RefSeq and is a predicted model, not a curated record. The transcript has 21 exons. Gene Ontology annotation, cellular component: cytoplasm. Gene Ontology annotation, biological process: regulation of small GTPase mediated signal transduction; activation of GTPase activity. NCBI's taxonomy places the organism in Eukaryota, Metazoa, Chordata, Actinopteri, Acipenseriformes, Acipenseridae. Gene Ontology annotation, molecular function: protein binding; GTPase activator activity.